ACACACACAUAUCCACGCACACAUAUAUAUAGGUAUAUACAGAUACAUAUAAAUAUACACACACGGAAGGGGCCGACGGGCGGUGGCGACGACGGCUAGCCACCUCUCCUCCAUGGUUCUUUCGUUCAUUUCUUGUUUCGAUUUUCCCCUUCGAGUCAUGGAUUUUCCCGUCCUUCAAGUGCCGUUCAGAUCCUAACUUUUCCGUCGUUCCGCAGCCGCAGAAGCCGAGUUUCGGCCAAAUCUCCAGCAAGUCCAACUCGUCACUGAGUCAUGGAUCAUUCGGUGUACAUGGUUUGUCGUCUCUGAUCUUUAGGUUUCCUUCGAAUUUUGUAGGCAGCUGAACAUCAAGGCUUGGAAGAACUGCAGCAACAUAGGCAUGACUCAGGUCGUGGCCGAUUCGUGGUCGAACAAUCAGGCGGCUGAUGGUGUGACGGCAGCGACUAAACGAAUAGGAACAACCUCCUCUCCGAUUGCUUCUCCGCCUGCUCCCUCAACCUCAGAUGCUCCUGUUUCGUCUCCCUCCGGUACCGCCGUGCCUCCGUCAUUCUCUUUAGCUUCGAGAGAAUCUCCGUCAUCGAUUCCCAAUGGCGCCGCUUUGAAUAGAGUGACGGUCGGUGGACCUGUGGCUGGUCUCUUCUUCGUGUCGGCGUUUUUGCUUUAAAUCUGAUAUGAAAUUCCUAUAAGUUGAUGAUUUAGAGUUUAUUUUUGGUUUAUUCCUGGUUUUCUCUCAUCUUCCGGUCUGGGUUGGGGGUGGUGGUGACUGUUGUGUGGUUGUAUUCGUAUACAUAUAUGAAGAGAUGAAAAUGGUAGUUUGGUUAUUUAAAUAUUUUGAUAUUUUAUAAUUAAAAUUAAUAAAAUAGUAAAAGGUAAAAUGGACGUUUACAAGUUUUAAGGCUCUGUUUGGAUAAAAAAUUUCACAAGGGCUUACCCAAACCCCGGGGGUACUGUUUGUUAGGGGCAAAUAAUAAAAUAGUAGUGGGGAUUUGUCUACAAAACCUUGUGCAAAAACGUGAAUGUGAAGUAAAACGACAGCGUAUAUCAACAACCUCGAACGGCGUCGUCAAGAAGUCUGAUCCAACAACUUCUUCAAGCUCUGCAAGUCAUUCGAUUCAACUCUUGGAAGUUCCUCGUCGGUGAUCUGAACAAUGUCAUGGCUUGCUCGAUCCAUCGCAAACUCUCUCAGAUUCGACGACGAAGAUGAGCAAUCUAGAGAGAGAAACAACAAUCUAGAGGGAGAAAGAGACGACCAACACCAUCAGAUCGACUCAUCACCACCACCACCACCACCAGAUUCACCGCCAGCACGAGGCGUCAAAGAUGACCUGUCGGAGAUCACCAAAACCCUAACUCGCCAGUUAUGGGGCGUGGCAUCGUUUCUCGCUCCACCACCUGCCGAAGAACUCUCUCCGUCGCCCAAGGUCUCCAAUCCGGAAGGCACCGACACGGCGGGGAUUUCCGGAAUACGCAGCGACUUUGCGGAGAUCGGAGGGAAGUUCAGGAGUGGGAUUUCGAAGCUGUCGAGCAACAUAGCGGUGUCGGAUAUCACGAAGAUCGCUUCGGAUUUUCUUCAAUUCGGAGCGGAGCAGGAGGAUUAUGAUUCGGUGGGAGGUGCCGUCGGUGUCACGGAAGAAGUGGUGGCCUUCGUGAGGGAUAUCGCGAUGCAUCCUGAGACGUGGUUGGAUUUUCCAUUGCCUGAUGAUGAUGAUGAAGAUGAUGAUUUUGACAUGUCUGAUGUGCAACAAGAGCAUGCUUUGGCCGUUGAACGUUUUGCUCCAAGAUUAGCUGCUCUUAGAAUUGAACUUUGCCCAGGCUAUAUGAGUGAGGAUUCCUUUUGGAAGAUCUAUUUUGUACUUCUGCAUCCUCGACUCAGCAGGCAUGAUGCUGAACUCCUUUCGACACCCCAGGUAAUGAAAGCCAGAGCCUUGUUGACUGAGGGGUUACAGAACCGAAGAAGGGGCACUUCUUAUUCAGAGGACAUCAGUAACUCAACACAUGAAGACCAUCCUUAUGUACCAUCUAAUGCUCAAUCUGAGUCUGUGCCACUUGAGGCUUCCCCCAUUGCAUUAGCCACUUCCACAGUGGGAGCAGAUUUUGAGACUGAGAAGCACCCAAUCCCAAGUACUGAGAUUCAAAUUAUUGACAAGUCUGUUGUUGAGGAAGGUCCAGUGAACUGGACCAAUGAUGAAAGUUCUCAUUCUCGCUUCUCUAGUGUUCUGGAAGAGAAAUAUGAAGAUGACGGCGAUGAUUGGUUAAAGGAAGAAAGCUCUGAGAUUGUAAAUGGUGGAACCACCAUCCCUAUUGAAAAUGAUGAGGAUGUGUCAUUCAGUGAUCUGGAGGAUGAUGAUGAAGAUGUCCCUACAAGUUACAAAAAAGUAACAUCUGGAUCCGAUUCUUCAACAAAAGACUCGCGAGAUUGGGUUCAGUUGAGCAGAAGUUCUGCUGACUCUUCUAAGGAUAUCAGUGCUGUUAGUGUUGAGCAUACUGGAUCUGAGCAGGUAAGUGCCCAUAACCCUGAAAGAAAGGAAUCUAAUGACUGGCUUAAUGUCGAUGACAUUGAUGUGGUAUGACAUCAACGUGAAAACCUUCUCAAUUAUGAUUUAUGUACUACCUGCCUAUCUACAUUAUGUGAAUAUGUUGUUUACUGUUUGUUCUUCUGCAUUUAGACUUUUGAGAUUUGAAUGGUUGUAUAUAAAGCCCAUUAUAAAUUGGGUGUUUAUUUGUGUAAGAAAAAAUGCUAUAUAUUUCUAAACUUUGAUGUUAGAAAAAUGUAAAAUUUGCCCAUUCAAUAAUUUAUGUCAUAUUCUAAUGAAUAUGUGAAGUUA
This is a messenger RNA of Cornus florida, 2822 nucleotides long. RefSeq lists its product as uncharacterized. The record is from RefSeq and is a predicted model, not a curated record. Bases 1146 to 2567 code for a protein of 473 amino acids. The transcript is spliced from 3 exons. Lineage: Eukaryota; Viridiplantae; Streptophyta; Magnoliopsida; Cornales; Cornaceae.